Molecule: messenger RNA, 3722 nt
Organism: Leptinotarsa decemlineata (Colorado potato beetle)
Lineage: Eukaryota; Metazoa; Arthropoda; Insecta; Coleoptera; Chrysomelidae
Biological process (GO): cell adhesion; extracellular matrix organization
Cellular component (GO): extracellular matrix
Molecular function (GO): cell adhesion molecule binding
Source: RefSeq, a predicted model, not a curated record
GCAGUGACGGUGUUAAGAUGAGGAACUUUAAGAACUCCUUGAUGUGGUACUUUUUUUCCGCGUGCAUCUGUAGUACAUACGCGCAGAUUCUCGGAUCGCAACCGCAAUUCGCCCCAAACACCGAUCGAAAUCAACAGCUUUCUCCCCAGCAGCAAGGACAAAUACUGAGCGACAUUCAACAACACCACAGAUUCGACUUGGCACAAAACCAGCAACACUUCCAACCCCAACACUUUCGCCUUUCCCAGAAUGUAUUCACUCCCAUCAACCCCACCAUUCAAUCCACCCAGCAAACAGAGCUUUCAAACUACCAGUUGCAACAGCAGCAAUUCGGCAUAAACAGCCAAGAAACCUUUGGUCAGAAAGAAUUUUUGAACACUCUACCACUGGUCAACUCUUUGCCCGGUAACAUCGUGCCUACCCCACAACAAUCCUUCCAGCAGUUGACUUCGCCUACCGUGCAGACAAACAACCAGAUUGUCUUCCCAACUAGCCAAAGUAUCAAUACCGGAAACACCGUCAUACAGCACCAUACACAGACUAAUUUUCAACCUGCCUAUUCCUUUGGUCGGUCAAGAAAUAUCCAGCAGCAAGAGAACACUCCUAGACCAACUACAGACCCAAUUGCUUUGAUAGAACAACAAAUAAGAUCUCUGGAUCCCGAGAAGAACAAGCAGAAAAUAAAGGAGUUGAAAGAAAAGCAGGCCAUAAUAGAGAAGCACAAUCAAUUCGUUGAGAAACAGUACGAGAAGUCUUUGAAAAAAGCUCAAGAGGAACACGAAGAGUUCAUAAAAAAACAACAGGAACAGAAGAGAAAGUUAUACCAAAGAGUUUACGAAUCUGCUGGGGAUGAUAACGCGCGAAAUUUCCAAUCCAGCCGUACCAGGGUAAUCUAUCCAGACGAAGUGGGUCUUUUCGAGCAGGCUGUGAAGCAGUACUACCUAGAACAUCCAACUACCACAACAACCACAACUACCACAACCCCCAAACCUUCCAGUGCUACUAAAAAUGGUAACAGAGUGAUAAAACUAUCUUCUUCGUUCGCCCCAACUGCGCUACCCCAGACAAAAGUUAAAACUAUCCAGUCUUUGGAAGACUUGGACCAACUGCAGAAGCAAUACCGAUCGCAGAGGAUCCGCAAAGACGACUUGCUGGAGCAGCUUCGUUUGGCAAUUGGGAAAAGCCAAGAGGGUGAGCCGGAGAAGAACCUUUCCUCCAGGGAAAUAUCUUUGGCUAGUGGCAAGAAGGUGCAGCUCAUCACCGCUGAUGACUCCACCAAGAUUCCUAAAGGUAAAGAGGAAGAAAUAACUCUGCCGGAUGGAAAGAAGGUCACUGUCAUUAGAGCUGAUGAUCCCAACAACAAAAGCGAUGAAGAGGUAGUUUUGCCAAGCGGUCAUCAAGUUCAAAUUAUAAGAACUACCGACCCCAAAUCGAUUCCCUUUGGAGACUCGGACGGGCCUCAAGAGAUAACGCUUCCAAACGGGCAGAAGGCACAACUAGUAAAGUCUACAGGUUCAAAACCCACACCGUCCACACCUGCUGUGUUCAAAACUGAGGAAAUAACGUUACCUAACGGGGAAAAAGUGGAGGUGAUAAAAACUUCGGAUCCUAGUUUGGUUCCUGGAGGAGUCCAGCUCGAACCAGGUAGCGAUUUAGAAAAACUGGUUCUGUCGAGAACAACUACCACAACUACUAUUAAACCUCCAAAGGAAAUUCUGCAGGAACUCACCAAAAACGUGCCUUCGAACGAGUAUGAAAUUUUGAAGACCGGGGCUAGCGGUAGUUUGGAAUCCAUCGGCAACAAUCUUCCGAAAGAAAAGAAGGUCACCUUCGUGCUUUUGGAAGAGCAAAGCGAUGGUACGUUGAAGGUUCAGGGAAUCAAAGGGAAUGGCAAAGACAAACCGGACGUAGACGUAGAUUCUAUUCUGAAGAAAAUCAAGCAAGGCGAGAUCAAACUGCCCAAUACCCAGACGGUUAACACGACCACCACAAGGCAGCCGAAAAUCGUGACCACCUAUCGACCAAGUGUGUCUGUUACUGUCACUCCGAACUCUUUUGCCACAGAGGAAGAAGACGAUGAACCGCUGUCGACUCUGAGAACUUUCAACUCUGAAGAUGACGCAAAUGUACCAAUUUUGAAAACCAAUAUCGGAACUCAGUUCGUGGCAUCUUCAACACCUGCUACAUCUUUUUUUACCGAGCAGUACUCGCCAAUCAUCACCUCUACGGUUUCACCUCCGACAAGAAAAGUAUCCAGGACUCCUCGCAUCCUGAAUAGUCGUCCAGGAGACCAACUGAAUCAGGCCUCUAGUGUGUCUUCGUCAAACCAAAACUCAAUAAACACCUCCCCGAAACCUACAUACUCGACAACGUCUUCGGUGAGCAUCCAGCAAAGCAUCUCGCAUGAGAGCGUUUUCCCCACUCAGGAAACUUUUACCACAACAGCUCCAAAAGCUCUGGAGCUUCCAGACAUCUUGAAGAAGAACGGAUUGUACGCCAUGGCUAAGUUCUUGCGGCAGUCUGGUUUGGAUACGAUUUUGAACGAAACAGGACCUUAUACGGUGUUCGUACCCAGCGACAAAGCAUUCAGGACUCUGUUGAUUCAACUUGGAGGGCCUGAAAGGGCAGAGGAGAAGUUCAAGGAUAAUCCAAGACUGCUGAGUGGGCUUCUUUUGCAUCACGUCAUACCCGGAUCGUUCAAGGUAGAGUCGCUACAAGAUGAAAUGACUGGUGUAUCAUUGGCUGGAACGCAAUUGAGGGUCAAUCAGUACGACAUGCACGACAUAGAAUGGAAUGACAUCAAAAUUUUUUGGGCUGUAACUACUGUAAAUGGGGCCCAAAUAUCGGAUGAGAGAAAAGACAUAAAAAUUCCUCAAGGGGUAGCACACGCCGUAGAUAGGGUGAUGUUUCCCUUGCCUGUUGGUGACAUCGUACAAACUCUGCAGUCAGACAGAGAGAGAAGAUUCACUAGUUUCUUGAGAGCAGUUUUCGCUUCCGGACUCAACGAAAUGUUGCAAGGUACCAAAACAUUCACCCUGUUUGCCCCAACCGAAAAAGCUUUUGCAGGAUUGUCUUCCGCAGAUCUCAGCAAAAUCGUUACAGAUAAAGUAUUAUCGAGAGAGCUGGUACUUAGGCAUCUAUUGUCGGGUACUCUGUACACUAACGGCAUGCGGUACUACCAAAUCAAAGAUAGUUUGUUGCAAGACAAACAGCUCACGUUUAGUAAACAGUCGGGGAAAGUAAAAGUGAACAACUACCAGCUUGUAACUCAGAAUAUUCCAACGACGAACGGUGUUAUACAUGCGAUAGAUUCCCUACUCUGACGUGUCUUUGCCUGGCUUUAAUUUAUUUACCCAUCAUCAGUGUCACUGCAUACUUUGAUACAUCAAAAAUUGGAUGUAUACAGUGUGUGGAAGCAAUAAUAGGACCUUAAUGGGAAUUGAAGAUAAAGGGGAAAUUAUUUAUUGUUCAAAUGGUUGUUAGAGUAAACGGUUUUUAUUGUUGUUCUCAGAUCAUUUUCAGUCGACUCAUAUUUGUUUUUCUCACUUAUUUUUCUCGUGUUCAAGUUUUGUUGGUGUGUCAAUUUCUUUUAAGACUAAAUUUUGUGCAAAUCUCUACACAAAAAAAGAAUCAUCGUACAUCUUAAAUUAAAGAUAUGUAUUUUAUUUAAUUUAGGUUAAGAACUGUACAUUUUAUUGUAAUAUAUUUUAUUUUAAAUAUUA